Molecule: messenger RNA, 579 nt
Organism: Didymodactylos carnosus
Lineage: Eukaryota; Metazoa; Rotifera; Eurotatoria; Philodinida; Philodinidae
Source: the annotation of a GenBank genome assembly
AUGGUUGUUUCAGACGCUGAUUUCCAUUUGUGUGUAGCCAAAACAGCAUUAACUAUUGGUGAAAUUGAUGAGUUUGAAGAUGAUCUUCAUCAUAAUACUCAUCAGUAUGAUCAUUUUUGUAAAAAUGUAUAUAAAGGUUGUUCAUUUCACUAUGAACAAAGUCUAUUUCGUACGUUUGUUGAUCUUAGUUUAAAAACAGCAUACAACAAUGAUGAAAACCUUCGUGGUUGGUUCAGAUCUUUCGCAGCAUUAUCGUCAUCAAAAGAUAUGUUAUGGGGCUUACAGUGUCUAAUUCGUACUCCACUAGAUUAUCCAUGCAUUAAAGGAUUUCUUGAUUAUUAUCAUAGUCAGUCGAUUUCCAUCAGAUAUUAUUCCAACUAUUAUCAUAAUAUAACACUGCGAACAAUUAAUUAUUUGAAAGGUCAAUGUUCUCGAAUGAAAAAACAUGUUAAUUCUUCACAUCCAAACAAUUACAUUGUUAUUGAUUUAUUACAAAAGGAACAAUCAUUAGCAUCGACUACAAGAGUACGAGAUAAUAUGACGGAAGCUCCAACUCGAAAAUGUCAUCAUAACAGAUGA